AUGGACGCAGACACGGAACAAGCGAAGAUUGAAGACACGAACCCCGAGCAACCCAAGCCUGAUAACGGCUUCCCAGAUGGAGGGUUGAAAGCCUGGACCGUGGUUAUCGGUGCUUUCUGCGGGUUAUUUGUCAGUUUUGGCUGGACUAAUUGUGUCGGCGUCUUCCAGGCCUACUAUGAAGCGAACCAGUUACAAGACUUGUCACCCAGCACAGUCUCAUGGAUACCGGCCUUGUCAAUGUUUAUGAUGUUUAUUACUGCACCUUUCAUAGGUCGAGGUUUUGACAUCUUUGGUCCGCGCUACCUUCUCCUCACUGGGACACUGCUCCAUGUUUUUGGGUUGAUGAUGGCAUCCAUAUCGUCCCAGUACUACCAGUUCAUCUUAUCCCAGGCGAUCUGUAGUCCUCUGGGCGCAGCCAUGAUUCUGUAUCCGUCAUUCAGCUGUGUCACAACCUGGUUUCGACAAAAGCGUGCUCUGGCCCUUGGGAUCACUGCCAGCGGCUCAAGCCUCGGCGGUACGAUUCUUCCGAUCGUGGUGAAUCGUUUGAUACCGCGUAUUGGCUUUGGUUGGACUAUGAGAGUGUGCUCUUUCCUCUUGUUUGCUCUCCUUGUCGUGACGAAUUUAACCGUCCGAUCACGAAUUGCGCCUCAGCCAAAGGAGAAGGGCAUCAUCGCCUAUCUCCGGCCGUUCACAUCGCUCUCGUUUGUACUUACCUCGUUGGCGGGAUUCUUCUACUCUAUGGGAAUGUUUAUACCCAUUACUUUCAUGGUAACCUAUGGCGAGCAUGUCGGCCUGUCAAAUAAUAUGGCUGGGUACCUUGUGUCAAUCUUCAAUGCAUCCAGUGGAAUCGGGCGCAUUCUGCCGGGAUAUAUAGCAGAUAAGAUUGGCAACUUCAAUGUCUCAAUAGCAGCCGCGACUCUUUCGACAAUAUUUAUGCUGGCAUUGUGGCUACCAGGGCGUAGCCAUGAGUCAGCUAUCGCUUUUGCCGCCCUUUUUGGAUUUAGCUCAGGCACAUACACCGCCAUCAGCCCUGCCUUGAUAGCACACAUUUCGGACCUCGAAGAGAUUGGGACCCGUUCUGGGACCAUGUACGCGUUUAUGUCUGUGGCUGCCCUCACUGGCAGCCCGAUUGGGGGGGCUUUGAUCUCUAGCGCUGAUGGGAGCUAUUGGAAGCUACAAGUUUUUGCUGGCUGCAUGAUUGCUUCUGGAACGGCCUUCUACAUCACUGCGAGGCUGUACCUUACUAAGGGUAGGCUGUGGGAAAAAGUAUGA
Molecule: messenger RNA, 1272 nt
Organism: Fusarium subglutinans
Lineage: Eukaryota; Fungi; Ascomycota; Sordariomycetes; Hypocreales; Nectriaceae
Product: major facilitator superfamily transporter
Exons: 3
Coding region: 1-1272 (423 amino acids)
Biological process (GO): transmembrane transport
Cellular component (GO): fungal-type vacuole membrane
Molecular function (GO): transmembrane transporter activity
Source: RefSeq, a predicted model, not a curated record